UUGGCCGCAGGGGGCGGAAUCUGCGGCGGCCUGGAAAACUGGCUGGGGCGAAAGGCGCCGCUCUCUCUCUGGUCAAGCUCUCGCCUCCCGGUUCCCAGCUCCGACGCGGAGCUGUUUCUCAAACAACGCGCAGCAGAGACGGGUUGGUGUCAGGACGCUGGAGGCAGUGUCGUUGGAGCCACCCGCAGUCCGCAGCCCCACUAAGCCUGCAGGCCUCCGGGAUGGAGCCGCCGCUCCCAGUCGGAGCCCAGCCCCUUGCUGGUUUGGAGAUGAAGGGUCCUCUCCGGGAGCCCUGCGCCCUGACCCUAGCCCAGAGGAACGGGCAAUAUGAGUUAAUAAUCCAGUUGCAUGAGAAGGAACAGCAUGUCCAAGAUAUCAUUCCUAUAAAUAGCCACUUCAGAUGUGUUCAAGAAGCAGAAGAAACUCUUUUGAUUGACAUUGCUUCAAACAGUGGCUGCAAAAUUCGGGUUCAGGGGGACUGGACCAGAGAGCGUCGCUUUGAAAUCCCUGAUGAGGAACAUUGUUUAAAGUUUCUCUCAGAGGUCCUUGCUGCUCAGGAAGCUCAGUCACAGCUUCUUGCUCCAGAGCAAAAAGACUCAUCUAGCUGGUACCAGAAAUUAGACACUAAGGACAAACCUUCUGUUUUUUCAGGGCUUCUUGGAUUUGAGGAUAAUUUUUCAUCUAUGAACUUGGACAAGAAAAUAAAUUCACAAAAUCAGCCUAUGGGGAUUCAUCGGGAACCCCCACCUCCACCUCCUUCAUUGAAUAGAAUGCUUCCACGUGAAAAAGAAGCUUCUAACAAAGAACAGCCCAAAGUGACCAACACCAUGCGGAAGCUCUUUGUACCAAAUACCCAGUCUGGCCAGCGGGAGGGUCUCAUCAAACAUAUCCUGGCAAAACGAGAAAAAGAAUAUGUCAACAUUCAUACUUUCAAAUUUUUUGUUGGAACUUGGAAUGUGAAUGGCCAGUCUCCAGAUAGCGCGUUAGAACCCUGGCUGAACUGUGAUCCGAAUCCUCCUGAUAUCUACUGCAUUGGAUUCCAGGAGCUGGAUUUGAGCACAGAGGCCUUUUUCUACUUUGAAUCUGUGAAGGAACAAGAGUGGUCCAUGGCUGUGGAAAGGGGUUUGCAUUCCAAAGCCAAGUAUAAGAAAGUUCAAUUAGUUCGCCUUGUUGGGAUGAUGCUCCUUAUAUUUGCCAGAAAGGAUCAGUAUCGUUACAUCCGUGAUGUUGCUACAGAAACAGUUGGAACUGGAAUCAUGGGGAAAAUGGGAAACAAAGGUGGGGUAGCUGUGAGAUUUGUGUUUCACAACACUACUUUCUGCAUUGUUAAUUCCCACCUGGCUGCCCAUGUGGAAGACUUUGAGAGAAGGAAUCAAGAUUAUAAGGACAUCUGUGCAAGAAUGAGUUUUGUGGUCCCCAAUCAGACCCUUCCACAACUGAACAUUAUGAAACAUGAUGUUGUAAUUUGGUUGGGAGAUUUGAACUACAGACUUUGCAUGCCUGAUGCCAGUGAAGUGAAAAGUCUUAUUAGUAAGAAUGAUCUUCAGAGACUCUUGAAAUUCGAUCAGCUAAAUAUCCAGCGCACACAGAAAAAAGCUUUUGUAGACUUCAAUGAAGGGGAAAUCAAAUUUAUCCCCACUUACAAGUAUGACUCGAAAACAGACCGAUGGGAUUCCAGUGGAAAAUGUCGGGUUCCAGCUUGGUGUGACAGAAUUCUUUGGAGAGGAACAAAUGUUAAUCAGCUUUAUUACCGGAGUCACAUGGAACUGAAAACCAGUGACCACAAGCCUGUUAGCGCCCUCUUCCAUAUUGGGGUGAAGGUAGUGGAUGAACGGAGGUACCGGAAAGUCUUUGAAGAUAUUGUACGCAUCAUGGACAGAAUGGAAAAUGACUUCCUUCCUUCCUUAGAACUCAGCAGGAGGGAGUUUGUGUUUGAGAAUGUGAAGUUUCGGCAGCUACAAAAGGAGAAGUUCCAGAUCAGCAACAAUGGACAGGUUCCCUGCCAUUUUUCUUUCAUCCCUAAACUUAAUGACAACCAGUACUGCAAGCCAUGGCUUCGGGCUGAACCUUUUGAGGGCUACUUGGAGCCAAAUGAGACAGUGGACAUUUCUCUUGAUGUGUAUGUCAGCAAAGACUCUGUGACCAUACUGAACUCAGGGGAAGAUAAGAUUGAAGAUAUUCUUGUCCUUCACCUGGAUCGAGGAAAAGAUUACUUUUUGACCAUCAGUGGAAAUUACCUCCCAAGUUGUUUUGGUACAUCCUUAGAAGCUUUGUGCCGAAUGAAAAGACCAAUCCGAGAAGUUCCAGUUACCAAACUCAUAGACUUGGAAGAAGACAGCUUCCUAGAAAAGGAGAAAUCUCUUCUGCAGAUGGUUCCCUUGGAUGAAGGUACCAGUGAAAGACCACUUCAGGUACCCAAGGAGAUCUGGCUUCUAGUAGAUCACUUAUUCAAAUAUGCCUGUCACCAGGAGGACCUGUUCCAAACUCCUGGAAUGCAGGAAGAGUUACAGCAGAUAAUUGAUUGUCUGGAUACCAGCAUUCCUGAGAAAAUUCCGGGCAGUAAUCACUCUGUGGCUGAAGCACUGCUCAUUUUCCUGGAAGCCCUGCCAGAGCCAGUUAUCUGUUAUGAGUUAUAUCAGCGAUGUCUUGACUCUGCUCAUGAUCCUCGAAUCUGCCGACAGGUAAUUUCUCAUCUGCCAAGAUGCCAUAGAAAUGUUUUCCGUUACUUGAUGGCAUUCCUUCGAGAACUCUUGAAAUUCUCUGAGUACAACAAUGUCAGUGCCAACAUGAUCGCCACUCUCUUCACUAGUCUUCUCCUAAGGCCUCCACCCAACCUUUUGGCAAGACAGACUCCAAGUGACCGCCAGCGUGCCAUCCAGUUCCUUCUGGGCUUUCUGCUUGGGAGUGAUGAAGACUAAGUCUUUUCUUCUCCAAAAUUCUAGAGGAGAAAGAUCUUGGGCUCCAAGUAUUUCAGAAUGAUUUGAGAAGGCAUGCCACAGGAAGGGUCUAUUGCAGGAUCUCAGGUUCUGUUAAUAGUGCAAAAGAAAGAGAGUUUCUUAAUCCCUUCUUUACCAUAUUCUACACAGCAAAAUACUUUUAGACUUAUAUUGCCAAGCCAAAGUUACCAUAUUUUGGUGUUUUUGUGUUUUCUCUUUAUAAGGCAAAGAGGUCUGUAUUUACACUCCUUUAUCUAGGGAUAUGUUUGUUGCCCUUCAACCCAAUUGUCAUGAUUGUCCUUAGUCAUAGGCCUAGACUCUGAGAUGUUUCCGUUCUAGGCCUAUAAGCACUACUUCCUAUAUCUCAGACUUGUCUGUAGUCCUUCGUAUAAUGCACUUUUGACCCACUCCUCCCCAUGUCACUCCUUUGCACUCCCCUUCACUCAUUCUAUGACUUCAAAGGAAGCCUGGUUGAGGCUAAUGACUCCUUGGAUGUCCUUAACAGUGAGUUCAAUGUUUGUAAGUGGUCAUUACAUGCAUUUGUGCAUUUCUACUACAAUGGCAUCUAUAUGUCACUGUUAUUGGCCUUUUUGUGGAUCCGCACUGGGUGGAACCAUUUUUCUUGUCUCAGAUCACAUUUAGUAACAUAACUUUAGGAGUUAUAGAGAUGGCAUCACAUUGAUAUAAGAGAAUCACAGUCAGAGUGGAAACACUUUGAAUAUUUCAGGAGUGAGAGUAUUCACAUUUGAUAAGUCCUGUUUCCUACUCUCCCUUUCCUAGUAUUAUUUACAUUUUAUAUGAGGAUCAAUCCUGGGUACUAGGGGACCCAUCUCCCACUUGGAAAUCCACCUCUAAUGGUGGGCACAGUGGUACAUGCCUGUAAAUCCCAGCAACUUGGGAAACUGAGGCUGGAGGAUCGCAAGCUUGAGGCCAAUCUCAGCAACUUAGCGAGACCCUGUCUCAAAAUUUAAAAAAAGACUGGGAAGGUAGCUCAGUGGUAAAGCAACACUAGGUUCCAUCCCCAGUGCCAAAAGAAAAGAAAGAAAAAAUCACCUCCAGAGCAACACUUGCCAUUUUCACUACAUUGUAAGAGGGAGUCUGUGUGCCUCUAGCAGCCCCCUCUGGAGCUAUUGCUCCACCCACAGCAAGGAUAUUGAGGAUAACCCUUAGAACCCUUCUUCAAUCUUCUGAAGUACCAAGGGACAUGUGUUACCCCACCCCAGCGGGGCUGACUUUGAGCUCCAUAUCUGGCUCCUUCAAGUAAAGGAUGUAGAAGACUCCCUUUGGCUCCCAGUCACUGUAUCCAGUACUGUGUAAGAGAGAUUGAUCAGUGAGACCAACCAUAAACCUUGCCUUGCUCACCCAAGAUAACCCUCUGAAUGUUUCAUUCAUUCAAGCUUUAUGGGACAGCCUUUUAAAAAAUGAAUUUGUUGAUUGACAAACAAGCCACGAGCCACUGACUGCAAAACUCCCUGAUGCAAUUGACUUCCUCCUGGUUUUCUUUCAUUAAAACCACUCCAAGCUGAUUUACUCUGCCCUGUUAACAUUAGAUUCCAGGAGCAUAAUAUAUAGACUGUGCAAUCUUGGGCUUUGAUUCCUUGACUCUUCUAGAGCAUCCAAUGAGAGGGCCAGGGGAAACUCUACCACUGAAUGGUUCUUCGAUUCUUCAAUCUCUUGAAAGUUGAGUUCUUUGGGGGAAGAAAAGGUAUGUAUACUGUGAUAUACUGGUUAAACCCUUUCCUGAUUGGGACUGAGAGAAAUUAGAGUCAAACUACUGGUGCCAGAUACCUUAAGGUCUAAUAGGUCAGGGCUGGGUGGUGAACUUAGUUAAUGGAAGACUGAGAGCAGAACAUUUUUCUCAUCUCCAGUAGUCCACAAAGUGAUCACAGAAAGAGGCAGGUAAUAGGAGCUAGAUAAUAGGAGCUGAGACAGAGUCCUAACACAGGGAAGUGGUUUUGGGGGGCCUGUUUUCUAAUGUGUUUCCAACUUGGGGUCUUUGGGUGACCAAGGGUAUGGUGAGUAGGAGCUCUGUGCAGCACACAUAUAGCUCUCUUUCUUAAUCAGGUCAAAGCACUAAGUGGUUUACUGCCUCAACCUUUUUUCCAGCUCAUCCUGGGAUAUAUACAGGGUUGAGGGUUUUAGACAAUCUCUAGGUAGAGGAGAGAAGACAGACCAGACAUAAGAAAUCUGUUUUCCUCCCAUGCCUGUCCCAGCAUCCCACCCUCUAAUUCCUAAGUCCACCAAGGUACUAUUUCGUAGUCUCUCCAAAUUAAGGAUUUCAGAUUCAACUGGUAGGGAGGGACUCUGCACCUGUUGUUUUAGGAUGAAAUGGUUCAAACCCCUGAGGUGACAUUGCAUUAGCCUCCCUUUCACUGUUUUCUGAUUCUUAUUCUGUAAUUGUUUGUUAUAUUUCCCCCAAAACGUCUUAAUCACUAAGCAAAGCUGCUAGUGGGAUUCUGUAUUUUGUGUCAUCUUUUUUAUUAUAAUUUAUUGCAAAUUCUUUUCUGAAUAAAUAUAUGUUGUGUGAAAAAUCAAAAUGUGAUAUUGGUGAAAAAGAACUGAGGAGGGAAGCUUAUAUCACUGGGUCUCACUUGAUUUUGCUGUAGUCUCCAUCAGAUAUGCCUUUGCUGUGAUCUUCUAUCUUACAGGGAAGUAUCAUUUAUAGGAAUUCUCAGGCUGACUGUAGCUCAGUGAUGAAGCAUUUGCCUGACAUACGCACAGCCUUGAAUUUGAUCCCUAGCACUGAAACAAACAAACAAAAAUGCUUUUCAGUGUAUUUGCUCACAGAGAUGAGAAGCCAUGUAUUUUUAGAAGCCAAUAAAGAAGUAACACUGGCCGGGGGUAUAGCUCAAUGGUAGAGCCCUUGCCUAGCAUGCUCCAGGCCCUGGGUUUCAUCCCCAGCAUUGCAAAACACAUUUUAAAAAGUCAUAUGCUUUCACUGGCCAACCAGAUACCCUUAUUUUAAUCCUAAGCACUCAGGCAACAAAAGGAAAGGAUGUAGAUCAUUUUGUUAGAUUAGGGCUAGCUGUGUUGCCCAGACUGGCCUUGAAUUCCUGGGCUGAAAGGAUCCUUCCUCAGCCUCCUUUGUUACUGGGACUACAGGUACAUGCCACUGCACCCAGCUGUAUGUUGAAGUUUAAUGCACAUAAAUUUCACACUAGGUCAGAUCCAUGAUCCUUCCAGCCUCAGAAGUUUGACAAACUCUUAGCAUACAUAUUUGGAGAAAACCCAGUUGUCCUUGUUGACAUAACCUCAGUAGGUUAACCAUGACUCCAAAAGAGCUUGUUUUCACAUAAUUCAUUUUGCAGCUUUUGAAAGCCAGCUUUGAAUUUUUAUUAUCUUUUGGAAUGAUGAAGUACAUAAAUUUAGUACUUUGGGAGUCUCUAAUCUAAGCUACCACUUAGAGAGGAUACCCUGGAUCUGAGCAGGGUGCCAUUGUUUCCCAGCAAAUCUCCAUUAUGAAUUUGUAGUUCUGAUUUCAUUCCCUUUGAGACUGAAGAGGCCUCAGUUGGAGGCUUCUUCACAACCAGGGCACUCUUCCAGUUCCUUCCAACUGUGAGCUUGACCCUGAUGAAUGUGCUGACUCAGUGUUAUCAGGAAUAGUUUUUCUAACCCCACCCAAAUGCUUGGCAGAAGAAGGUGUUUCAUUUUGAGAGUGACCUCCCCCUCAGCAGCAUUUUUCCCCAGUACUGGGGGGUUGAACCCAGGGGUACUUUACCACUGAGGUACAUCCCCAGUCCUUUUUUAUUUUGAGACAGGUUCUCUCUAAAUUGCCAAUGCUGUUCUCAAACCUGCAACUCUCCUGCCUCAGCCUCCCAGGUCACCGGGAUUACAAGGUGUGCACCACUGCACCUGGCAAUGCCCAGCAGUUUUUACACAGUGACUGGCAGUGUGGCAUAGGAGGCAUGAUAAACAUCCUUUCCUGAGGUUGCAGGAAACUACAUCCUGAAUAUUGGGUUUCUGUUACAGGAGAUCCAUUAGGGCCUGUCUGAUAUCAAGGCAAGUUGAAGAAUUGGCUCUUAGUGUUCCCUAAUAAUCCAAAGCUGCACACUGUAACUGUGAAAUCACAAAAUGUCUGGGAGAGAAAUUUAGUGCUGACCUAAUUCAAUCUCAUUGUUUAAAUGGGGAAAGUCUUGGGACAAUGAUUGACCUAAAGUCACUUAGGUUAGUGACACAGUACAGCAGAGUGGGAAAAAAAAGCUUGAGCUUUGAAGUUAGAUCUGGUUCAAUGAACACUCUUAACCUAAACUCCCCACUUAACAUUUUGCCAUAAUUGCUUUAUCUCAAAGGGGUCUGGUUUAUUGCAUGUGACUUUGGACUAGCUAACCUCUUGUUUUCUUGCCUAUAAAAUGGAAUAGGCAUAGUAUUGAUCUUACAUGACUUAAUUAUGUGAGUCUCUUCAUUUCCUUGUUAAAAACCUUUCAGGGGCUUCCCAGUGCAUUUAGAAUAAUAUCAAAACUUUCCCAUGGCCUACAAGACCCUGCAUUAAGUGAGAAAUAAUUAAAGUUCCCAGCAUAGUAUCUUGCACAUAGAAGAUGCUAAAUAGAUUCCCACUUCCCCAGCUUUCUCCUCUGUUAUAUUGACUGAACUUAAUACUUUAGAUCUCCCUUUUGAUGAUAACCUUGUCAGGUAGGUAAGAUCAGGCCAAUGGUCAGCCUGUUCAACUCCCCUACACACACCAGACAUGCCAUCACAUACUUUUUAUAGUUCUGUAUUUUAGAAUUUUCCCAUAAACCU
Molecule: messenger RNA, 7673 nt
Organism: Marmota monax (woodchuck)
Lineage: Eukaryota; Metazoa; Chordata; Mammalia; Rodentia; Sciuridae
Gene: Ocrl
Product: OCRL inositol polyphosphate-5-phosphatase
Exons: 24
Coding region: 222-2918 (898 amino acids)
Biological process (GO): signal transduction; phosphatidylinositol dephosphorylation
Cellular component (GO): cytoplasm; membrane
Molecular function (GO): inositol phosphate phosphatase activity; phosphatidylinositol-4,5-bisphosphate 5-phosphatase activity
Source: RefSeq, a predicted model, not a curated record